AGAGUCUACAACUUACUGACCCCAUCCCUACUUUAAACACCCAUUAUUGGUUUUCCUCAGUCUGAAGUGAUCAAAGUUUUAGUUGAAUCUUCUUGCUUUCUUUCACUUUUCGGGUGUUUUUUUAGCUGGAUUCUGCUAGAUUACAUACAAAUAUUGGUGUUGUUUGUAGCCAUGGAGUAUGCUGUGUCAUCACAGCUUGUUGGGUCAGAGAUUCAUGGGUUUAAAACUAUGCAAGAUUUAGAUGUGCCUGUCAUGUUUGAAGAAGCUAAGACAAGAUGGCUCAGACCAAAUGAGAUACAUGCAAUUCUUUGUAACCACAAGCAUUUCAACAUUUAUGUGAAGCCUGUGAAUUUGCCAAAAAGUGGCACAAUCGUCCUAUUUGACCGAAAAAUGCUCAGAAAUUUCCGGAGGGAUGGGCACAAUUGGAAAAAGAAAAAAGAUGGAAAAACAGUCAAAGAAGCUCAUGAACACUUGAAAGUUGGUAAUGAUGAAAGGAUUCAUGUGUAUUAUGCUCAUGGUGAAGACCAGUCUACCUUUGUACGCAGAUGUUACUGGCUUCUUGAUAAGAGCCUGGAACAUAUUGUUCUCGUUCAUUAUCGUGACACUCAGGAGUUGCAAGGCUCUCCCCCGACUGUCGAAUCGAAUUCUAGUUCAGACCCGCCUACUUCAUGGAAUCUGUCGGAAGAAAAUGAGGUUGUUGACCAAGCAUAUUAUGCCGAGCCUAAUGAGACAAUAAUAAACCAUGAGAUGAGACUUCAUGAAAUCAACACACUUGAAUGGGAUGAGCUUGUGGUCCCAGAUGGCUCCAACAAGUUAACGGCACCCGUAGGAGGAAACAUAUCAUACUUUGAUCAAGAUGGACUAAAUGGAUUUGUAGAUACUGUGGGCCCCAAAGACGUAAACACUAGCGUGACUCUAGAUGUUUUAGACACUAUGGUGAACGAUGGACUGAAAGAUCAAGAUAGUUUCGGAAGAUGGAUGAACUACACCAUGACCGAAUCUCCUGUGAUAGAUGACCCUAUUCUGACAACACAAACCGCGGUUUCAACCGGUUAUAAUCAACAAAUAUUCAGUAUAACUGAAGUCUCGCCCGCAUGGGCUUCAUCAACCGAAGAAACAAAGGUGUUAAUCGUUGGGUUAUUUAACGAAAAGCAUCUACAUUUAGCGAACUCGAAUCUACUUUGCGUGUGUGGAGAUAAUUGCAUUCCUGUUGAAGUCGUUCAACCUGGCGUAUUUCGGUGUUUUGUCUCUCCUCACAGCCCGGGAAUAGUCAACCUUUUCAUCAGUUAUGAUGGACACAAACCCAUAAGUCAAGUAAUCGCGUUUGAAUACCGGGCCCCACCUACACACAAUAUAACAAUCUCAUCAGAAGAAACGUCUGACUGGGAAGUUUUCCGAGUUAAAAUGAGAUUGGCCCAUUUGCUGUUUUCAACAUCCAAGAGCCUUAACAUCUUAUCUAACAAAGUACCACAGAAGACCCUGACACAAGCCAAAAUAUUUGCCCAUAAAACCCGAUCUAUUGUUGAUAGUUGGGAGCAGCUGAUAAGUUCGAUGACCGGAAAAAGAGUAUCUUUCUCACAAGCCAAAAACGGUUUAUUGGAGCUCGUUGUACAGAACAGGAUGCUUGAAUGGCUUUUGGAAAGUAUAUUAGAAGGAAGUAAGGUCCCCGAACGCGAUGAUGAAGGUCAAGGAGUUAUACAUUUGUGUGCUAUAUUGGAUUACACUUGGGCCAUAUUCCCGUACUCAUGGUCAGGUUUAUCGAUUGAUUUUCGUGACAAAUUUGGAUGGACCGCUCUUCAUUGGGCUGCUCACUAUGGGAGGCAAAGAUGUGUGGCAUCUCUUCUAUCUGCAGGGGCGAAUCCGAAUCUGGUAACGGACCCCACUCCGGACAACCCGGGUGGAUCCACCCCUGCUGAUCUGGCAUCCAAGAGUGGUUAUGAGGGUUUGGCUGCUUUUCUUGCUGAAAAAGCAUUAAUAGCUCAUUUUGAAGCGAUGACAUUAGCUGGAAAUGUUAGUGGCUCACUACAAAGUACAAUCCCGACUGAUGAUGAUUAUGUCACAAGUGGCCCGGGGACUAACAUCACUGAAGAGGAGCAAUAUUUGAAGGAUACCCUGGCGGCUUAUAGGAGGGCGGCUGAUGCUGCCGUCCGCAUACAGGCGGCAUUCCGGGAGCAAUCAUUUAAAUUGAAAUCAAAAGCAGUUGAGUCUACUAACACAGAAGAUGAAGCCAGGUGUAUAAUUGCAGCUAUGAGGAUUCAACAUGCUUAUCGUAAGCAUGAAACCAAGAAACAGAUGAAAGCUGCUACUCGUAUACAAUACCGGUUUCGUAGUUGGCAAAUACGUAAAGAUUUCCUCAAUAAACGUCGUCAAGCAAUCAAAAUUCAGGCUUAUUUCCGUGGUUUUCAAGUAAGAAGGCAGUAUAAGAAGAUAGUAUGGUCAGUAGGAGUGUUAGAGAAGGCAAUUCUUCGUUGGCGUCUAAGACGGAAAGGAUUUAGAGGUCUCCAAGUUGCUCCAGACGAAGAAGAAGAUGAGAAGGAAGAGAGCGUUUGUGAGGAAAGUUUCUUCAACGCAAGUAGGAAACAAGCUGAAGAACGUGUGGAAAGAUCGGUUGUUCGGGUGCAAGCCAUGUUUAGAUCAAAGAAAGCUCAAGAAGAAUACAGAAAGAUGAAGCUUGCACAUAACCAAACAUCUUUGAUGUAUGAAGAGCUUCUUAAUCCAGUUAUGAACAUGAAAAUAUGAUAGUUGUGUGUUUUGUGACAUAAUUGUGCUUCAGACAGCUACGUACGUAUAUCUUGUAAAUGACUAGACAUAAUUAAGUUGUAUCCGGUAUCUAUAUUAGGUUGAUCGUCGGCAUUGUUUCUUGAAGAUGCUAUAGACCUUUAGGAGUAAGUCGCGUGCACACUAAGGUCUCAUCUGGGAGAACAUACUGUUGUUGGAUUAAGGUUUUGUUUUAUAGGCUUUGAAUUUCAAAUCUGUAUCUUGGUGGGUCCCUUAUUCUAAUACUAUGGUUUUUGUACCAUGUAUUGUCAAACUAGGAAUGUGAUUGUCCUGUAGUUUUAGGUUAUCGGGGUCGAGAAGUUGAUAAUUAGGACAGGUCAUGUGUUUUGCUUCGGUUCGAGUGUUUUGCUCAAAUGCGUACGUAAACACUGUAACUAUGUUCUUAACUGUGGUAUGUAUAAUAAGGGCUGUAUAACUUUCAAUAGUCAGGCCUAAACAAAUAAUUACAUGUCAUUGGAAUGUUUUGUUGUAUGA
Molecule: messenger RNA, 3252 nt
Organism: Helianthus annuus (common sunflower)
Lineage: Eukaryota; Viridiplantae; Streptophyta; Magnoliopsida; Asterales; Asteraceae
Product: calmodulin-binding transcription activator 5
Exons: 15
Coding region: 172-2739 (855 amino acids)
Biological process (GO): regulation of transcription by RNA polymerase II
Cellular component (GO): nucleus
Molecular function (GO): double-stranded DNA binding; protein binding; transcription coregulator activity
Source: RefSeq, a predicted model, not a curated record